Messenger RNA from Panicum virgatum (switchgrass), 1618 nucleotides. Its product is annotated as 7-deoxyloganetic acid glucosyltransferase-like. The transcript has a single exon. Lineage: Eukaryota; Viridiplantae; Streptophyta; Magnoliopsida; Poales; Poaceae. The coding region runs from base 47 to 1495 and encodes 482 amino acids. The record is from RefSeq and is a predicted model, not a curated record. Gene Ontology annotation, molecular function: UDP-glycosyltransferase activity.
GCCGCUCCCCCGUUGCUCUCCGCCUCUCCCCUGCCGGUCGGCGGCCAUGGCGGCGGCGCACGUGCUCGUCUUCCCGUUCCCGCUGCAGGGACACAUCAACUGCAUGCUCCACUUCGCCACGGCCCUCGUCGGCGCCGGCGUCCACGUCACGUUCCUCCACACCGAGCACAACCUCCGCCGCCUCGGCGGCCGUGCUUCUGCCUCCGCUCCGGCCGGGUCGUCGCCGCGGAUCCGCUUCCUGUCCAUCCCCGAUGGGCUCCCCGACGACCACCGCCGCUCGGUGGCUGACCUUUUUGAGCUGUUCAAGUCCCUGGCGGCGGAGGCCAUAGGCCCGUUCCGCGCUCUGCUCGCGCCGUCACCCACCACGGGGAGCCCUGCUGCUGACGUCAGCGUCGACCCCACGAGCGGCUUCCCGCCGGUGACGUGCCUUGUCGCCGACGGCUUGCUUCCUUGGGCCUUGGACGCUGCCGAGGAGCUCGGCGUCCCGGCGGUCGCCUUCCGCACGGUCAGCGCCUGCAGCUUCCUGGCAUACCUGUCCGUUCCCAAGCUUUUCGAGCUGGGCGAGCUCCCUUUCCCUGCUGGUGGCGCCGGCCUCGACGAACCAGUGCGUGGCGUUCCGGGAAUGGAGAGCCUCCUGCGGCGGCGAGAUCUCCCAAGCCUCUGCCGCCGCCCCAACGAGACCGACGACGUCGGCCCCGCGCAGCAAGCGCUCGCCAAGCUCUCCGCCGACAGCGGCAAGGCGCGGGCGCUCAUACUCAACACGGCCGCCUCCUUGGAGCAGUCGGCGCUUGCGCACGUCGCGCCGCGUAUGGGCGACUUGUUCGCCGUCGGCCCUCUCAACGCCAUGUCGUCGCCGGCGCCGGCGUCCAGCCUGUGGAGCGAGGACGACGGGUGCAUCGCGUGGCUCGACGGCCAGGCAGACCGGUCCGUCGUGUACGUGAGCUUUGGGAGCCUCGCGGUCAUCACGCGCGAUCAGUUCACGGAGUUCCUGUACGGCCUUGUCGCCGCCGGCUACCCCUUCCUCUGGGUGCUUCGGCCGGACAUGGUGGAGGCGGGGCAGGACGCCGCCCUCCGAGAAGCUGUCGGGGGCGCCGGAGGCAGCAGCAAGGCCCACGUCGUGGCGUGGGCGCCGCAGCGAGACGUGCUGCGGCACCGCGCCGUGGGUUGCUUCCUAACGCACGCCGGGUGGAACUCGACGCUGGAGGCCGCCGUCGAGGGCGUGCCGACGGUGUGCUGGCCGUUCUCCGCGGACCAGCAGAUCAACAGCCGGUUCGUGGGCGCCGUGUGGAAGACAGGGCUGGACAUGAAGGACGUGUGCGACAGAGCCGUGGUGGAGAAGACGGUGAGGGAGGCGAUGGAGUCCGCCGAGAUCAGGCGGUCGGCGCAGGCUCUGGCGCAGCAGGUGAGGCGCGACGUCGCAGCCGGAGGGUCGUCGGCGACGGAGUUCGAUCGGUUGGUCAAGUUUAUCAAGAAGCUUAGCACGUCUUCGACUUAGCCAUUGGUCUUGAUCUUAACCAUGCUAGCUUAUCAAAACAUACAUUGUCAUUACAAAAUUGGCGGAUCAUUUGCAACGCUGAACCUCGUUUAAAGGUACCCUGUCUCGGUGUCGUUUCUUGUA